GUGCUGUCGCCUGUCAUCCAAUCCAAUCCAAUCCAAAUUAUUUAUAUAUAUUAAUUGAAAACUUCACUUGUGGUCUGUGCUUGAAAAUAAUCCUAUAAAUCAUGAAACUACUACUAUAAUUCCAUGAUUACAAUUUUCGAGCUUACGUCGGAUACAAUUUACGAGAGUUUUCAAUCGAAUGUUACGCUACGCAGCGGUUUUUCAACACAUAGCACGGAAAUUUAGAUCAAUAUACAAUAUAAACUGAACAGUGAUCCAUGCAACAAAACAUCUGAGGAGAGUAUUUUUAAUUUUACACGGACAACAUUAGAACUGGCUACUGUCCCUUGUACACAGAUCACACUGCAGAGGUAUCUGUAAUGGAAGACAUAGCAACAGUUGUAGUGAAGAAAGAAGAUAACUCUGGCAACAUAUCAACUGCUAUGAGAUUGAUUUUUGAAGAUGACAAUUUCAUAGACAAUGACAACAAUGGAUGUAUAUCUAGUGAUGAAGCAAGACUUCUGGAUAAUGCUACAUGUGAAGAUCUUCAUCGAAAAACUUUAGCUUCCUGCACUACAGUUACAGAACAUGUGACAGAAACACAGAUUGUAAAAUGUGAAAUUUUUAAAUGUACACUUUGUUCUGAAGACUUUACACAAGAAAUUGAAUUAAAUCUGCACAUGAUUAUGCAUUGCCAGAAUGGUGACAGCGAUGCAGCAUAUGAUAAAUAUCAAGUGUGUAAGCCACAUUCAGCUGCGGGAUGCAGCUUGGACUCACCUGUGGUGAAGAAUGAGACAGGACUUCAGAAGCUCAAUGAUGACCUUCCAUCUGCAGCUUUGGCUCCAGCUUCAGACGCUCCACUGGCGGCGAGACUUGCGCAAAACAACGAAUAUGGAGUCGAGGCAACUAAAGUUACAGGUCUGAUCGAGAAAAGUGAACAAAUCCUUGAAAGUAACAUUGCCACUAAAACGUACACAGAUAUAAGCAGUUACACAAAUUGUGUUGUCCGCUUGUAUGAUAUUUUAAAGCAUCCCAAGAAAACUGCACCAGACGAUAAUUCACGCGUGAGUGCCCGCAGUGGCGCGAAACGUUACUCUUGCGAGCUAUGCCAUUAUAAAUCUACAUAUAAAUGUCAAAUAUUACUACACAUUCGAACUCACACUGGUGAAAAACCCUUUCCUUGUGAGUUAUGCAAUAAAAAAUUUUC
Bicyclus anynana (squinting bush brown) is the source of this 1186-nucleotide messenger RNA. RefSeq names its product zinc finger protein 64. The record is from RefSeq and is a predicted model, not a curated record. Lineage: Eukaryota; Metazoa; Arthropoda; Insecta; Lepidoptera; Nymphalidae. Gene Ontology annotation, biological process: regulation of transcription by RNA polymerase II. Gene Ontology annotation, molecular function: DNA-binding transcription factor activity; RNA polymerase II cis-regulatory region sequence-specific DNA binding.